AUAAAAGAAUAUGGCGAAAAUCCUUUUUGACAUCAGAUCUGCGGCCAAGGUAGAAAGAGUGUACGACGAUUCGGACACUAAAGCUGAUAGAGGUAUUAGUGUUUUUACAGCCUCGAUGGAGGAUAUUCCUGAAGGCUACUAUAUGAUUGGCCAGGCUGCUGUCCGUCAAACCGGCGUCAAAGAUGUACCCAAAUCCUCCAUAAUCCUGGUGAAGCCUUCGGAUCCCGACCUCAUAAAGAUUCCAGUAAAUUACAGUAAGAAAUGGAACGACAAAGGUUCCGAAGGGAAACUCGAUGGUACAUUUUGGAGAGUUAUUGCGCCUGAAGGCUACGUGGCACUGGGAGAUGUUGUUACUGACAACUACUCACAACCGCUGACUGCAUUCACAAACAAGUUUGCCUGCAUUAGACAAGAUCUGUUGGUUUCGGGUGAACUAAACCCGCAAAGUUUAUGGAAUGAUAAAGGAUCGGGUGCAGAUUUGUCAGGAUCAGUUUGGGAAGUUGAUGGUCAUGGCCUUGCCGGAUUAUUCAAAGUUCAGGCUGGUUACGACAUACCUCAGAUACCUGUUUUUGUUCUUCCUGCCAGUGUAGCUAAAAAAUAGUGAAACUUGUGACAUUCAGUUUGAUUACAUACUGAAACUUUAUUACUUAAUUUAGAUUGAUGCAUGCAUGGUGAUUUAGAUUUCUG
This is a messenger RNA of Dendronephthya gigantea, 687 nucleotides long. RefSeq lists its product as uncharacterized. The transcript has a single exon. The record is from RefSeq and is a predicted model, not a curated record. NCBI's taxonomy places the organism in Eukaryota, Metazoa, Cnidaria, Anthozoa, Malacalcyonacea, Nephtheidae. Bases 11 to 601 code for a protein of 196 amino acids.